Molecule: messenger RNA, 2352 nt
Organism: Linum trigynum
Lineage: Eukaryota; Viridiplantae; Streptophyta; Magnoliopsida; Malpighiales; Linaceae
Source: the annotation of a GenBank genome assembly
GCCAUCAACCGCAGUGCCGCCUCCCUAGCUAGAUUCCAAAUGGCACGAACAACAAAAACUUGUUCUGUUUUGGAACAUUCGCCAAGAAUAUCGUUUCCUUCGCCAGACUGCCUGCUGUUUACUUUCCUGGCCGUCUCCCGGAGGCACAUAUGGUUGCCGUCGCCAGAGAGAAUUUGGCAAGACCUGCCAGACUGCAUAUGCUAAUUAAUCAACAAUUAUUCAUUAGUAUAAGUAGUGAGCACUUAUCCCUUGAGCUUAAUUCAUUAUCCAAGUUUCGCAGAUUAAUAUUAGUAAUCCAUUUACUAACCAUGAAAACAAUGAGAAACAUUAAUGCCAUCUCCGGGUUGAUUCUUUUGCUCUACUUGAGCUUCUCCAUCCAUGGCGGCGCGGCGGGGGCUUCAUCGAUUCGACGCCACACUUUUGUGAUAAAAGAAGCUUCCUACACGAGGCUGUGCAGUGAAAAUAAGAUAAUGACGGUGAAUGGGGAAUUCCCAGGGCCAACUCUGUAUGUUUACAAGGGAGACACAAUCGUUGUGGAUGUCAUUAACCAUAGCCCACAUAACAUAACCCUCCAUUGGCAUGGAGUAGCUCAACCGAGAAAUCCAUGGUCAGAUGGUCCCGAAUACAUCACUCAGUGCCCGAUCCAGCCAGGAAGGAAGUUCAGCCAGCGAGUCGAGUUCACCUUCGAGGAAGGUACGUUGUGGUGGCAUGCUCACAGCGAGUGGACUCGAGCCACCGUCCAUGGAGCUAUUGUCGUGUACCCCAAGAAAGGGUCCACUUACCCCUUCCCCAAGCCCCACGCUGAAGUCCCGAUCAUUUUUGGAGAGUGGUGGAAGAAUGGUGUGUUUGAGACCUACAAAGAGUUUCUUGGAUCCGGGGGUGACCCAAAUGCUUCCGAUGCCAUCACCAUUAACGGUCAACCUGGAAAUUUGUUCCCAUGCUCAAAAUCAGACACAUUCAGACUCGACGUAGUUCGCGGAAAGACAUACCUCCUUCGAUUAGUGAACGCAGUCCUUCAGGACAUGCUAUUUUUUGCCAUCGCCGACCAUCAACUCACGGUGGUUGGGACCGACGGCAGCUACACGAAGCCAUUCAAAUCCAAUUACAUAACCAUCUCUCCCGGUCAAACCAUCGACGUCUUGCUAGAAGCAAAACCUUCGCAACAGUACUACUCCUCCUCAUCACCAAUGAAACAAUAUUACAUGGCUGCUCGAGUGUACUCUAGCAACCCAGGGGCUGUCUUCGACAACACAACUGCGACGGCCAUUCUCCACUACAAUGAUCACCAAGAUUGGAUUUUACAUCAUUCUUCACAGCCAACUCUCAAACUACCGCCCCUCCCAAGUGUUAACGACACAAGCGCAUCGGUCGCCUUCACCGGCCGGCUCAGAAGUCUGUCCACCUCAUCCUCCGACGCCGAACCUGUCCCAAAAGACGUGACAACAAAACUAUUCCUCUCACUCUCCAUCAACCUCCAGCCCUGCCCGAACAAUUACUCCUGCCCGCCGGGCGGCCCCUUUAACGGCACCGUUCGCAUCGCCGCGAGCAUCAACAACGUGAGCUUCGUGGAACCGAGGUCCGUCGACAUCCUGAGUGCAUACUACAACCACAUCAACGGCGUUUUCCGUACAGACUUCCCCCACAAACCCAAGCACCCCGCGGACUACACCGGCGACCGGCCAUUCGAGGGAGCCGCGACGACGCACGGGACGAGGGUGAAGGUCUUGGGGCACAACUCCGCGGUGGAGGUGGUUUUCCAAGGGACGAAUUUAGCCCUGGGGAGUGACCAUCCGAUGCAUCUACACGGGAUGAGCUUCUACGUGGUGGGAUGGGGUUUCGGUAAUUUCGACGAGAGGAGGGAUCCCAAAGGUUACAAUCUAGUCGACCCGCCCUUUGUGAACACCGUGGCUGUCCCGAGGAAUGGAUGGACUGCCAUAAGAUUCAGAGCUUCGAAUCCCGGAGUGUGGUUAAUGCACUGCCAUUUGGAGAGGCAUCAAACUUGGGGAAUGCAGAUGGUGUUCAUCGUUAAGAAUGGGAAAGGCAGAAAAGCCCAGAUGCUUCCUCCACCUCCUGAUAUGCCACCUUGUUGAUAUAAUUCAUUAAUUAUAUUAUUACUAGCUUUGUUUCUGGUCAUUAUCCUCAUAAAAUUUUAUCAUUAUUCGAUGAAAUAAAUAUAAUUAUCAUUCAUUUUAUAUUAUAAUUAAUUGUUAGAUUAGUUUUGGUUUGGCAAUUUUUCGCAUUGAUGUAAUUUAUUUAUAAUCAUAAGAUUUAUGUUUCAAAUAUGAGACCCAUUCUAAGUUCAUCGUGCUUUUACCUCAAUACCGACUAUAUCGAUAAAGUAAAAAAAUAAAA